Messenger RNA from Rubroshorea leprosula, 1070 nucleotides. NCBI's taxonomy places the organism in Eukaryota, Viridiplantae, Streptophyta, Magnoliopsida, Malvales, Dipterocarpaceae. The record is from the annotation of a GenBank genome assembly.
CAUUGUACAUUUCUUCGGCACAUUCAUGCAAAAUCACUUGAUAUAUUCCCAAAUGGAGGAAGAUCGUAUGAUUUCAGCAAUGGCGAAGAAGGUCCGCGGGGUAUUUGUGUUUUUGUUCCUUACCUUAUUCUCCAAGGCGGUUGGUGACAAGAUUUUCUCCAGGGUCAUCGUGCCAGCUGACCCUGCCGCUGCUAGCUUCUGCCUGAGCUGGAGGCUGGCCGUGGAGGCCAAUAAUGUACGUGCUUGGAGGACUGUCCCAGCUCAGUGCCUGCGCUACAUUGAGAAUUACAUGAUUGGGGGACAGUAUGACCUCGAUAUUAACUUGAUUGUGGAACAAAUAUUGAUUUAUGUGAAAGACAUAGUUCUCUUGGAGGAUGGGAUGGAUGCUUGGAUCCUAGAUGUUGAUGAUACCUGCAUCUCCAAUCUUUUCUACUACAAGGGAAAAAGAUACGGUUGUGAUCCCUAUGAUCCUGUCGGUUUCAAGUCUUGGGCAAUGAAAGGAGCUUGUCCGGUAAUUCCUGGUGUGCUUAAUCUAUUCACCACCCUGGUUGAGAUCGGAUUUAAGGUCUUCCUUGUGACUGGAAGAGACCAAGAAACCUUAGGUCAAGUCACUACAGAAAAUUUGCAUAAUCAAGGAUUCAUUGGCUAUGAAAGGUUGAUUAUGAGGAGUGCAGCUAACAAAGGGCAGAGUGCUGUGGUUUACAAGUCUGGAGUUAGAAAACAAUUGAUCGGAGAAGGGUACAGGAUUUGGGGGAAUGUUGGAGAUCAAUGGAGUGAUUUACAGGGAGAAUGUUUGGGCAACAGGACUUUCAAGGUCCCCAAUCCUAUGUAUUUCGUUCCUUGAAAUGAAAUGUAAAAGAAAAGAAAAAUGAUCAAGUUGUCUGUGGAGAUGCUGUAGGGGAGUGCAUUCUUCAGAAACUAAUCCAUGAAAAAGUUCAGUAUUCAGGACAAUAAAGAAUGACUCCCAUCAAUAGAAGCAGGAAAUAAUCAUGUAUGCAAAAUCAAGGUGUUGUAUUUCUAUAAAUCUCUUGUGACGAAGCUUUUGAUUCCAAGAAAGAAUUCUAUGAAAC